AGAGUUAGGCCGAACGUUAUCACAAUUCUCUGAGAUGGUCGUACAUGAUUUGUUUUGCUUUCGUUGGUCGUGUAACAGAACCGGAGGCGUAUUUCUUUAGGCGUGAACGGCGGCUCGAGUUGUCCCCGUCAAUUACCGCGCGAAACACCUGACUUAUUGCGUGCGACCUACGUCGUCGGCUGGGCGGAUUUCGUUACUGGCUUUAAUUGCGAGCGCUUUUAACGACGACUCCUUAUGCGUCUCGCGUGCUUCUAAUGCGCGGUCUCGCGCCGCCUCGCGCGUCGAGAUCGAGGAACAGCACUCCGACGCAGCGGGAGCAUUCCUCCGCGCGAUUAGACGUUAAAGAGUUAAUAGCCGCAAUUUCGUUCCGUCGAUUAACAAGCGGGCGUGUCGUCAUCGGUGAUACACGUGAUGAUUCCGCUGGCGAACUCCGAAAGCGUCGUUCAAAGAAAGUACGAAAUCGACCUAGCGCUAGACGGUUGCCACCAAAGUAAAGGAAAAUAGAAUAGAAUCGCCACAACUAUCGAUCUUCCAAAAAAGCACUAAGUAUUGUUGUGGUCCAUAGGUGAUCUUUUCGCAACAAUAACCCAAACAUCAAAGCACAUAGCCGCGUGUACAAAGUACAUUACACGGUAGCCGGAUUGCCAAGUCACGCGUGAGGUAAGUCCGACAAAAGGGAUUGGACCAUGCUGCCCCUUUAACUUUCUAGCUGUGUGUGAAAUAUCGAUACGAUUGAGCGAUCUAGAAAUGAGUUACGCUGAAAUAUGGAUGUGGAAGUGAGAAAAAGCAGAUAUACGGCGUACGUAGACAAUGCAUAGAGCGAGACCAACGGGAGAGGUUGCUGGAGGUGGAACAAAGAAAGAGAGAGAGAGAGGCAGAGCAGCAUCUGCAGUGGGGUGGAUAAUACAUUUGUUCGUUAACCGUCGCGAAGCCGUCGGGCCCGAAAAAAGGGAGAAUAAGAGAGGGUCAUGGCUGAUGGUGUUCGUGCAAAUUUUUGUAUGAAGCGAUUCCGACGCGCGACGAUAAAAUCCACGUCGCACUCGAGGACAGGGUGGUAGGGCGAAGGAUCGGUAGAGGAGGAUCAGUGAGAAAGAGAGACGGGGAGAGAGUAAGCUCGUCGGCCCGAAGAAACGAAUUAGCCAGUUUCAGCAUGAUCGGAUCGACAACACUAUACGGUGGGGAGGAACAAAAGUAUGGAGUAGUGGGUAGAAGGGAUGUAUCAAAGUAGGCGUGUCAUAGAGGAGGGACAAGGAUGAAAAGGGGUGGCCAAGACCUGAAGGCUUUGCAUGUGGUGGGAGAAACUCAAAUGGGGCGGAGAGAAGUGGAUAUCCUCGUUAUUGUGCUCGCAGUGGCGCGGAUAUCCAUAUAUUCUUGAUGUGCCCAUUAUGAAACAAUAGGCAAUAGAUCUUUAAAUAAAAUCCUAUACUGAGUGUGUAUGGUGGUCUUCAUCUUUUGAUAUAUGGAUAAAGUUUGUUUACCUUAUUAGUGUGCUUUGGUCUGAUUGAAUAACAGACAAUCAGAGACUCUAUGGGAUUAGGGAGACCUCUUUUAUGAUGUUGCCGCCACAUCAAUACUACAAAUAAGGAACCUUUUCUUCCACAUGUUUCCAAUACGGAUACUUGUAUUAUGUUUAGGUAGGGCAAACCAGAUUGCGGAUUACUUAAAUGGUUUAGGCAGUUUCUUAGUGACUUUGUCCUUGGUAACAUUCAACCUUGUUUCACAGUCAAACCCCUUAAAGAAGCGAAACUAAAUCUAUGGCCUAUUAACCGACCGGUCCCUAGUCGGUCGAUUUUGGUCUACAGAGCCGGAAAACCGCGACUUUCGAAAAACGCGCUACCUGGAGCACAAGAGGGAACCAGCGGAACAUUGAUCCGCGGCAAAUUCGCCAGUCCCCUACUACCGGUACCACUGGCGGUGGGGAUCGACUGGGAGAGGGAGCACACCUUACGCGAAUGGGCGGAGCUUUUGACCGAAGAGUUAAUAGAGAUACAAUCGAGGGUGUCUAGUGCACUGCACUCCGGACUGCGGCGUAGGAGGAGAGAAGAGACAAGGGGGAAGUGAGGAGGGACAGGCGGUAAGUAGGGACCCUGGGUCCCCUAGUUUAGACAUCACUGAGCGACGGAUGGACAGCCAGUCAGACCCGUCACAGCACUCGCCAGAGUACUCAGAAACCUCGGGAAAAGCUCUUCGGUUUGGACCGGCUCCAAAGACGAGCCGAUAAUUAACACGCUGCUCUCAUACCGCGUCGCGGGUACGCUCGCGGGAGCUCACUUUUUUGCGAUACGUACAGUACGGUACUGGUACGUGCAAGUGGACCCGAUGAAGCCAAUAGGGAAGACGGCGAAGCACCGGAAGAAAAGAACGUUCUCUUGCACAGUGACUCGCGGUAAGCCUUGAGGAAUGUAGCAUAGAGACGACGUGCUCCUUAGGACAUUGGUGGCACGUGGUACAUAGUGUUUACUUCGACUACGGCUCCGUAGAGAUACCUAAAGCGGAGAAUCGCGUCUCGUUGUGACCUAUCGCGAAACGGUCUACACGCGGAAUAGAAGUUUGCGUGACAGAAGUGGACAAUGAAACCGGCGAUGUGUUGUUUCCCCGUCUCUUUCCCACGCGAAUAAACACGAAGAAUUAGUGCAUCGUUAUCGAACUAACAUUAUCGGUCUAGUGCGAGACACGAGACAGUUUUACAGGACGGAGGGAAUAUUUGAAUGUGGAAUGAGCAUUACUGUGUCGCCCAUGAUAAUCAUACGCAAUUUUCCGUACAAGAUGGGUGGCCAAUAUGCUUAUAAUCCUCAUAUCUACCAUUCUGCUCGUACGUCCGGUAAUCGCAUAUUACUGCAAGAGGAGAAUCAGCCAUCGGACGACGGCGACCAGCCCGACACUGACACGCCGUUACGGUUCAGCGUUGCUAAUAUUCUUAGUCCUGAGUUUGGCCUCAAAGCCAUUCUCAGCUCAAAAACACCGAAACAAACGACCGCAAAAUUUACAAACGGACACACGACGGGAGCACCCAAUGAACAGAGCUCCAGUAGUUUGCUUUCACUUCCGCGGGAUUUAAGCCUACCGUCUACACGACUGUCACCGAACUUGUCAAACGCAACGAAUUACGCAAUCCGAGACAGUAGGGACGCUUUUUCGUCCCAUUGCGGAUUGACGUCGCCUUUGCAAAGGCAUAAUUCAGCCGGACGGCUCAGCAGGAGCGGCAGUGUAGAAAGUCUGGCAUCUAGCAGGAGUUCGGCUACCAGCGGUUCAGUUACCAGACCAUCUUCCCUAUGCUCCGCAUCGUCCACUAUCAGCGGCGAGUCUUUAAACGGAGAGACCGCACAGUCCAGUAGUAGCAACGGCGGUGUUUCAGCGAAAAGUCAAAAUGCGACCAACGGGCAGAGUCUAUGGCCCGCGUGGGUGUACUGCACCAGAUAUUCGGACAGGCCGUCUUCCGGGCCACGCACGAGGCGAGUGAAGCGUUCGCAAAGCACUAAGAGCAGCACGCCGGAAGAGAAGCGGCCGAGGACGGCCUUCAGCGCCGAACAACUGGCGCGUCUCAAGCGCGAAUUCGCGGAGAAUCGAUAUCUGACGGAGAGGAGGCGGCAGCAGCUCUCGGAGGAUCUGGGCCUGAACGAGGCGCAGAUCAAAAUCUGGUUUCAGAAUAAACGAGCGAAAAUCAAGAAGGCGAGCGGCCAGAAGAAUCCGCUGGCGCUUCAGCUGAUGGCGCAGGGACUCUACAACCAUUCCACCGUGCCGGUGGACGAAGACGGCGAGGAGAUCGUAACCGGAAGAAAUCCCUGAGACGCGAGCGAACUCGGACAUGGAAAACGACGAGUGCAGCGGGUUGGAGGAGAAGCGAGAAACUGGAAUGACGAGGUGGCCGGCGAGUAGAAAGUACUGUUCUCGCUUGAAUAUUACGCAGCGGUGUUCCGAUAAUCAAUGAUAAAGACUGAAUGCGAGAUAAAAGAUACAAAAGAAAAUUAGGAGAGUAAUAAUAAUGUGCAAUUAUUAAUCGUAGCAUAUCUUGACAUAAGUCGAUAUAGUUCCAUAAAGUUUAUCAAUAUAGUUUAUAUAUUUUUUUAGACAUUUUAGUAGUAUGCGAAUUUGUAGUAUGGGAAAUUAAGAAGACUUAGGAGGACUCAUUUACUCGUUAUUUAAGAGGACUUGGUCAUUUCCGAUCCCUUGCUUUUCGGUCACAGGACGCGAGAAGAUUAAUGAGUAGUCCCUUGAUUUGUUUUUAGAAUCCCUUACAAGGCGAGUAAAACGUCCGUAAAAUAUUGACACAACUUCUUGGAAGAUAUUCAAAGAUAUUGACACAAUUAAUAACACAAAAGACAGACCCCUGUCAGGCUCAGUUCCUGCGUUCAGCAAACGUAUUCUUUACAAGUCAGAAAUGUGCUCCUGAUUUUGACUGGAUUGAGGUAUGUUGUAAAGAAGCGAUAAAUAGUUAUGGUAUUAUAAUAUUUAUCUAGAUGUUUAGGAGUUAAGACAAUUAGAUGAGGAUUGAAUGACCGCAAAUUUGGCUAAUACCAUUCGAAUUAGAUGUUAAAACUAAGAAAUGCGCGUAGAAAUGUUUUAGCCCGGAAAAUUAUGCCUACACUUUCGCUGCCGCGGUAAUAUUGGUAAAUAUUACUUUCAAAUCGCUCUUCGCUUUGGGAGAGUGAACUGGAAUGUUCACGAAACAUUGAAAACGAAUCUGUGAAGAACGCGGCAGAUUGAGACUUCGCUUCAAUUCGAUAGGUUAUAUCGAGAAUUUUAACCUAUACAUUGUAAAUGUAUAGGUGUGAGAAUUGUACAUUAUACAUAAUUAUACAUUGUAGUAUCAAUGGAAUUAGACUGCAUAUCAUAUAUAUAUAUAUGAGAAAUCGUAUAUAUAUAUAUAUAUAUAUAUAUAUAUAUAUAUAUAUAUAUAUAUAUAUAUGAGAAAUCGUAUAUAUAUAUGAGAAAUAUAUAUACACUAGUAUAUACCGGUCUUACAUUUAUCGUCUAAGAGUAUUCUAACCUUCAUAUGCAAGGCGUUAAUAUAUAGGAUUCGUGAUUUACUUGUUAUUUAUUUUUGUUUUUGUAUAUACUGUGUAAAUAUAUAUAGAAAUAUAUGUAUGCGUUUGUGUAUAUGUAAGAUAAAAACAUAUAAACGUAGAUCAAUCAUUAGAAAAGAUGUAGAAGUACAUCAGUUUUUAAUCAUAACGUGAAGCGAUCUCAUAUUUAUGUAUAUUAUCGUCCUCUAUUAUUAUGUAAUAUGAUAUUACAUAAAUUAAUAUUGAUUAAUUGAUUAAUUUAUUUCAAGUAAUAUUGAUAUAUCUCGAUCAAUUGAUUAAUAUGAUAUUAAAAGCAAGUAGUUUAACUAGUAGAUGAAUUAUUGUAUAUUGUCAUAGGAAGUGCAUGUGUCUAAGUGUUCCUGCAUAAACGAUUUAUGUAAUUCGCUUAAUCAUGAUUAAAUCGAAAUAAAAAAAAGCUCGUCCUUC
Molecule: messenger RNA, 5450 nt
Organism: Odontomachus brunneus
Lineage: Eukaryota; Metazoa; Arthropoda; Insecta; Hymenoptera; Formicidae
Product: homeobox protein engrailed-2b-like
Exons: 2
Coding region: 2716-3786 (356 amino acids)
Biological process (GO): multicellular organism development; regulation of transcription by RNA polymerase II; neuron differentiation
Cellular component (GO): nucleus
Molecular function (GO): DNA-binding transcription factor activity, RNA polymerase II-specific; RNA polymerase II cis-regulatory region sequence-specific DNA binding
Source: RefSeq, a predicted model, not a curated record